Messenger RNA from Malassezia sympodialis ATCC 42132, 1602 nucleotides. RefSeq names its product RNA exonuclease. Gene Ontology annotation, molecular function: exonuclease activity; nucleic acid binding. NCBI's taxonomy places the organism in Eukaryota, Fungi, Basidiomycota, Malasseziomycetes, Malasseziales, Malasseziaceae. The record is from RefSeq and is a predicted model, not a curated record. Gene Ontology annotation, cellular component: nucleus.
AUGUUUCCUGUGCAAGGUCUGCUGGCCUCGGUCGUAUGUCCUGCACAUCGUGAUGGCGAAUGCGAAGGGCGGCGCAUUCAGUGCAUUUUUUCGCACGAUAUGCGUCAAUUACAAAAGCGCACUACCCCAUCAACUCACCUUGAUCUCGCCUCUGAAAAGGAGAUAAAGCGCACAAAACUUACAAAGGACGAUUCUGAGCACAAGACCAUUGAAUGCCCACGUAUUUCAUCGAAAGAUCAUCCGAGAACAUCUCCCAUCUCACUUGGAAGUCGUCAGGAUGGAGUCAAGAAAUUGCAUGCCGCACUGCUGAAAUUUUAUGCGCCUAUGCUCGAACACGAACAACCCCACAUACGGCACAUGGGGGCUACUUUCGCAGCUCGUGAUGCUCUCAAUAUGGAAGCAGAUGUUAUGCAACAUGCAAAUGUACAUUCCUACAAAAGUUCAAGCAUGACUGCUGCCGCGGGGAUCCUGAAACGGUCAAAGCAAGCACUGAUAGAUUCAGUCGAAGAAGCGAGUCAUGUCGAUCAAAAAGGCAAAGCCGAGAAUAUCAUGAAAGAUUGUACAGAAACGGGAACAGCUUUACAAGUGCAAGAAAAGAGAAAGCGUGUAGAACGCCGUCGACUUGGCGAAUUGACUCGCUCUCGACUCGUCAAAGCCGGAUUUUUAUGCCCAAAAGGUGAUCUUACAACGCUAGGCUACCUUACUGAAAUCCCCGAGGAAUGGGGACCUGGGGGUGAUGUUCCCGACGGAACUGGAGAGUAUCAGACCUGCAUUCGGUGCAGCGGUCAGUUCAAGGUCGCCCCUCUAGGUCCGGUCGGUACAGAUGAUCCCAACAAGCAAGAUCCAGAGGCGUGUCGGUAUCAUGCAGGCCGUCCACGACGGGAGGCAUUAGAUGGGAAUAUGGCAGCACGAAAGGUACUUCGUUGGACAUGUUGCGGCCGAACUGUGGAUAGUCUCACGCUUGGUGAUGACCGAUGCUCGACGGGUCCACAUGUGUACAAGGAAGAAGCACCACGCUCUUUACAUCGACGAGCUGGCUACAGAACACUGAAGCAAUUAAACCCUGAUUCUGUAGCUGCAACGCUGCAAGUUGCCGCCCUUGAUUGCGAAAUGAGUUAUACGACCGCUGGCUUGAGCGUCACGCGCAUCACCCUCGUCGACGAAUCUGGAGACGUCGUUUUUGAUGAGUUGAUUCGAUGUGCAAAUGGCGUAUCCGUGGUGGAUUUCAAUACGCAGUUCUCUGGCAUUCAACCGGGCGAAUAUGAAGCCGAAGCAGUCUUGGACUUGGACAGCGCUCGCCGAGCAUUAGCCCAAUACAUUGGCCCUGAUACCAUUUUGAUUGGACAUGGAUUGGAAAAUGACCUGCAUGCCAUUCGGCUAGUCCACACAAACAUUAUUGAUACCUGCCAGCUUUUUCCACAUCCACGAGGGUUGCCGUACCGGCUUGCUCUUCGGGAUUUGGUAUCAAAAUAUCUUGGCAAAAUCAUUCAAGCAGGAGGCAGUACCAUCGGUCAUUCCUCCGCUGAGGAUGCGCAGAUGACACUCGAAUUGGUUCGCUGGAAAUGGCUUGACGUGUGUUCCUUGUUGGACCGUAAGGGAUGA